Molecule: messenger RNA, 3245 nt
Organism: Nannospalax galili (Upper Galilee mountains blind mole rat)
Lineage: Eukaryota; Metazoa; Chordata; Mammalia; Rodentia; Spalacidae
Gene: Proser2
Product: proline and serine rich 2
Exons: 4
Coding region: 98-1477 (459 amino acids)
Source: RefSeq, a predicted model, not a curated record
CCGGGUCGCGGUCUGCGGGGACACUGCGAUUCCGGGAGGGGACGUCUCGAAGACCUCGUGGGCCUCAGAAUGGGAUACUGGCUCCUGCCCAUUUCCUAUGAGCCAGCCAGUGAAUGAACUUUGUGUGGGGAUGCCUGUAAACCAUCAGAAACCAGAGUCUUUGGAGAUGGACGCUGACAUGUCGCCCAGCUGCAAGCUCAGUGACUUGAGCAGAGGUGGCAGUCUGGAGAGUCGAAGCAGCAGCUCUCGGUCCAGAAGUUUCACUUUGGAUGAUGAGAGCCUGAGGUACCUCACACAUGAGGAAAAGGAUGUCAUCCUGUUCUUUGAAGAGACUCUAGAUUCCCUGGAAGAUGACUUUGACGAGCCAGCCCUGUGUGACAGUGGCAUUCACUGCCACUCUCCACAGUCUCUGGAAGAAAGCCCUGCUAGUCACUCCGAGCCUGAAGAUAUCAUUGAUUUAGUACAGCCAGGACCUGUGCCUGGGGAAGCUGAGGGCCUUCCAGAUGUGCCUGAGGGAGCAGGGGCAAGACCUGUUGGGAAGGAGGACGUGGCUGUGCCUGAAGGCGGGACGCCGGCAGCGAAUGACUCCCGGGCUGCGGGGGCGCUCCCCCGGGCGCCCUCCCCGCCUGGCCCGGCACCCACCAGCCCCAGGAAGGAGCUGCCGCCCCCUCCUCCGGCAGAGCACCCCAAGCUGCCCCGAUCCGUGCCCACGCCUCUGGUGAUUGCUCAGAGAAUUUCUGAGAAGUUGGCGGGAAACGAAGCCCUCUCCCCCACGUCCCCGCUGAAGGAGGGCAGGCCCGGGGAAGGGAGGACGCCGGCUUCUCCAGCCUCCCGAACCGCCGAGCUCGGCCUGCGGCCCCGGCCCGCGGCCCAGCCGGCGCCCAAGGUCCACCGCUUCCCCAGCAACAUCAGCGUGACCAACAGCGCGGGCAGGGACUUCACCAAGACCAUCUCCAGGGCGGCCGUCAACGUGCAGGAGCGCAAGGCCCAGGUCCUGGCCAACAUCAACGGCGCGGCCUUCCCGGCGGCUGGCGACGCGGAGGAGCCGAGGGGCGACACGGCGGGGCCCGGUGGCAGCUCCCUGGAUCGGGUUGUGAGCGUCCGGGGCAGGCCGGGCUCGGCCAGGGAGGCCCGCGCGGUGCAGACCGAGCCGCCCCCGCGGCUGGCCAACGGCUUCCCGAGCGUGCACGAGGCCCUGCGCAGCGAGCCCAGCUUCUUCGCACCGGCCGGCAAGACCGUCACCUUCCGACCCGACCCCGCGGCGGCCAGCAAGCUGGCGCGUCAGAACGCCUGCCGCAGCCUGUACGAGCCGCGCCACGACUGCGGCCAGGACGCCCGGCGCCGGGCUGGCUCGCUGCCCAGGGCCGUGGGCUUCAGGCCUCAGGGCAUCACGGUGCAGUUCUCCGGCCGCGGCUCCACGGAGGAAGCACGGCGUGAGGCCCUGCGCAAGCUCGGGCUGCUGAAGGAAAACGUAUGAGGCCAUUGAUGGGACCCCGCAGAAGGCAUGGCCGCCUGGAGUGUCCCCGGCAGACCUGGCCUUGGUGUUGACACUGGGCUGCCGAGGUCACACAGGAGCGGGUUGGCUGGAGUGCUGCAAGUUAGCAGCCGCAGCAGUGCGGCCUGUGCAGCGUGGAACAGGAAACCACCCCUCGAGCCCACAGCUGAGCUGGGACCGACCUGGCAUCUUCCUUGUCUAAGGUCCCAAGGGCUUCCAUGCCACGGGGCUUCAGCGUUGGAAGGAGGGGCCUUGGCUUGACUUGUCAUCCUGAACCUCUGGUCUAGCCUUUUCUUCCGGAGCAGGACAUGAAUGCCAGUUAGCUUCUUAUGCUCAGGAUUCCCGCCGCUAAGAAAAUAAAAAAGAAAUGCUUGUAAAAUUUUUGACAGUGUCAUCAUGCACUCGUUGAGGGUUUGUGUUUGCUUCCGAAGCGUGGAAGAUGGUACUUUACUGCUUUUGUUUCUUGACAUAAUUUGGUUUGCCCCAUUUUCCUAACUGAAAAUUGAAACGAAACCUUGAGAGUAUGAUUUACUCUAAUUUUGAGUUGUGAGAAUAAAAUAGGAGGUUGAGUUUGGAAAAGGUAGUAAUUUUGAGAAAGCAAGCCUUAGCAGACUCAAAAUUUGUGUUUCUGGGUUGUAUGUGUUUGAGUCUGUUGUGUAUUAUAUGUAAAUAUGCUAACAUAUACAUGGGUAUAUAAGUGUGCACGCAGGCACAUCCGUGAUUACGUAAGUAUCCACUUCUGAAGAUAUCUGUAUAACUACAGGAUGUGAACGCUUUCUUCUCUCUUGACAGACACCUCAGUAUGGUGAUGGACGGCACUAGACCUCGUUGCUUCCUGUUUGGAAAUCUAAGGACACAUGUCUGUGAUAUUUUGGUGAACUCCAAGUAGUUUUUCCUCAACGUGUUCUGUUCCCAAUCAGAAAGUAGUAUUUCCUUAUUUCAAAUAAGCAAGCUGGUUCCUGUUUGUAUUUAAAAACACUUUUUUAAACUUAAAAUCUUUGUUACCUCAUUAGUUUUAUGUGUUCCAAAAUACUAGACAGAGGGAAACAAGAUUCUCAAAGAGCCCUGAUUGGUUGUGUUCCAUGAGCAGCAUCUCGGAUUUGAUUUGAAAGGGAAAAAACAGUGAACCAGGUUACCGGCAUGAAAAGAACUGGUUUUCUCCCAGACUUUGUCUCUCAUGCUGAGCUGUGGUCACAACAUUAUUAUCAGAACUAUUUAAGGGUAGAGUCUCAAACAUCUAAAAAUAGAUAGGGAAGGGCUGCUCUGAGAGUCACACCCUUUGCUUGUACAUCCUGGCCAGCAACGUAACAGAGCCCAUUUCUUUUCCUGCUGAGCAUUACUGAGGCUCAGACUUUUAAGUGAGCUCUUGAAGGGCAUGUCCAUGUAUUCCACUCUCCUUGCAACUUGUGGAAAAUGAAGGAUUAUGGUUUUUUCCUUAGAACCACAGUCUAGCCUCUCGCCCAGCUCUUGUUAUUACAAAAUAAUCUCAUGCUUUCUUGAUGAGACUCAUUUAAAUAGGGGCUGGAAAUUUUUUAAAGUACUUUUAAGUUUGUUCCUGUUUAUGUUGGAUUUGCUGAAAGCAACCAUGAGCGUUUGUGUUUUGCAAAGUGAGAUGCCACACAGUGUUUAAUAAUCGAAAGUCUUAAUAGCUAAUGUUACAGAUGUCCUUUAUAUGUAAGGAUUGUUUCUUUUUAUCUUAUCUUACAAUUUUACUGUGAAUAGGGCAAGUAUAUUAGUUAUCUCACAAUAA